Molecule: messenger RNA, 723 nt
Organism: Lachancea fermentati
Lineage: Eukaryota; Fungi; Ascomycota; Saccharomycetes; Saccharomycetales; Saccharomycetaceae
Source: the annotation of a GenBank genome assembly
AUGAAUAGUUUAAGUUUAUCCCAUAUAGUGCUUCAGGACAGUUCGAUACUCCUCAACUACAGAAUAGUAAUGAAGGACAAGACCGAUCACUAUGGCGGCGAACUGGAUGAACUGAAUGAAUACUAUCAUCUUUUGCGAGUAGAUCCGCAAGUUAAAUAUGCAUGCAACGCAGUGAGGCGUUAUAAGGCCAGUCACUCCAACGAUGUGGACGAUGACCGCAAGAGUGGACACAAACGCAAUAUCAUUACGGUUGAUGACAAUUUAAAAAUAAACUAUGAGAUGGUGAAGACGACGCCUGGUAAUUUCAUAGAAAGCUCCCCCUCAACUUCGACAAAAAACAAGGUUGCUAAGGAACAAAUGAACAAGAUUGCCAAGAUGAAGACGAACUAUUACAAAAAGCGUCUUUACACUAUGAACGAGCAGUUCUUGUCCAAACAAGGCAAACUCGAGGAAGAGGGCGAAAAAAAUGAGGAGAAUGUUAAAGACUCAGAAGUAACCGACGAAACGGACUUAGCUGAAAAAUACAAGUGGCACCUCGAAAUAAAUCGAGACCUGCUCAAAGAGUACAAAUCUCUGCUUCAAGAAGAAAAGAGAUGGUUCUUGAAAAAAGAACUAAUGCUUGACGCUAACAUAAAAUUUGAUCUAUUCAGCACAAGGGACGAAGAUCAAACAACUGUGCUGUUUGGAAGCAAAGAUGCGAGUAGCGUAUGCGUGUUUAAGUAG